Molecule: messenger RNA, 1026 nt
Organism: Pelecanus crispus (Dalmatian pelican)
Lineage: Eukaryota; Metazoa; Chordata; Aves; Pelecaniformes; Pelecanidae
Source: RefSeq, a predicted model, not a curated record
AUCCAGUCCAGAUGUGUUCGAAUCCCGUAUGGAAAAAAGAAAUGAAGUGAAAAAGCAGCCAGUGGGAUAUUCCAGUCAAGGAGAAUUUAUCAGAUGCAUGGAGGAAAAGGCAGAAGGCUUGGGCACAAAGACAUCAAAGGGAGGUUUCACAAAAGAUAAGACGCUUGAUUCGAUUCUUAAUGUUGAGAUGGUGAAAGAAAAAUCAUCAGAGGAGAUAAAACAGAUUUGGAAUCAGUAUUUUUCUGCAAAAGAUACUGUUUAUGCUGUUAUUCCUGCAGAGAAGUUUGAUUUAGUGUGGAAGAGAGCCCAGGAAUGUCCAUCGUUUCUGUAUGCUUUGCCAAGAAAAGAAGGCUAUGAGUUCUUUGUGGGCCAGUGGUCAGGAACAGAAUUGCACUUCACUUCCCUAAUAAACAUUCAGACCCAAGGUGAAACUGCUCCUAGCCAGUUGGUCUUGUACCAUUAUCCUGAGCUGCAGAAGGAAAAAGGGAUAGUACUAAUGACAGCAGAAAUGGACUCAAAGUUCUUGGUGGUCCGUGAAGCACAGUGCUUGGCGAAUCAGGUGCAGCUUUUCUAUGCGACGGAUCGUUCCGAGACCUACAAAUUAGUGGAGACCUUCAACCACAGAUCUAGUGAAUUUAAAUAUAUGUCAGUUAUAGCAGAGCUUGAGCAAAGCGGACUUGGACAAGAACUGAGACCUGGUCAGGUUUCUGACAAGUCGUAGAUCCUGACCUGUGGGUGAAGCAAGCCAGCAGCAGGCAGGGGAUUUCCUAGAUGGAGUGGUCCUGUCUCUUGUUUUAUGAGUCUGAUUUGGCUACAGAAAGGAUCUGGAGAUGUCCUGGGAGUAUGACAGUCAAGCCUGUCUGGCACUGAUGCAAGAUGAGGACUUGGGCCAUUUGAACAACAAUAACUAAUUGCCAAAGUGGAGCCCUGUACUUCAGUGUAACUUUGUCAGAACAAGCCAUUUUUCUGUCCUGUAACUUACUGCUGCGUGCUGUAUUUUUGAAAUCUGAAAUAAAAUGACAGAAG